CUAAGUUUAAUGUUUAGGAGUGUUUGAUCUGAAAUAAGUUUUCUAUACCCACAAUUUUCUUAGUCCAAAACGAAAAACACAAAUAAAUGAAUCGAACAUUGCUAAAGAAUGAGGUUUAGUUUUAUGGGAUGAGUGUUCAAGUGAUUCAACUGUCUAAGUUCAUAUAAUUGAUAGUCUACCACAAUGUUAGAUCGAUGCAAUUGCCAUCAAAUUUUCAUGAAUUAUCAAAAGGACUAUCUUUGGUUACCACAAACGUGACCCCCCAAUAAUAGGGUUGGGUUUUGUGUAUUUUUGUGACCCAUUGUUGGUUUUCUGUGCUGAUUGGGACAUAUUAAACAGAAAAGAGGUAGUUGUUUCAGGAAUCCACACUACUUCGAAUGUGGUUGUUGACUUGAGGGUCAAUGUUUUUUGAUAAGAGUUUGAUAAAGACAGAUAUGAGUGUCUUAGGGAUUGCAUAUGAAAGCUUACGUAUCUGCUUUCAGUUACCAGUUGUAAAAGGGGUGAUGGGAAUGUACUGUUUCUGAUCGUUUUCAAGGUGUUUAAAAAGAAAAAAUCACAAAUUAAAAGUGUGUAUGUAUAUUUAAGUUUUUUCCUUAUUGCCAUAUUUCACAAGUAGCAUCAACAACGAAGAAUUAAAGUAGGUAAAAUCAUAUAUAUAUAUAUAUUUCAGCAGAAAUGAUGAUGAAUCAACAACAGCCAGUUAUCGUGCUCAACCAAAAAGUUGAGCGUGAAUCGGGCCGAAAAGCACAAAUGAGCAAUAUCGAGGCCGCCAAAACUGUUGCAAGUCUUAUCAGCAGUACACUUGGCCCUUGCGCGAUGCUGAAGAUGAUUCUAGACCCAAUGGGUGGCACUGUGCUCACCAACGAUGGCAACUCCAUUUUGCGCGAGAUAGACGUAGUGCAUCCGGCGGCGAAGCACAUGCUUGAACUGGCGCGUGCUCAAGACGAGGAGGUUGGUGAUGGCACCACCACGGUUAUCAUACUCACUGGGGAGAUCCUCAGCCUGGCGCAGCCCUUGCUGGCACGCAAUAUUCACCCGCUUAAAAUUGUGAAGGGCUUCACGUUGGCCCUAGCUGACGCCUUGGCGGCUGUGGAGAAGAUCGCCACAACGAUCGAUCCGACCGAUAAGAAGCAGCUGGAGAAGGUUGUAUCCGCCUGUUUGGGUACCAAAUUCAACUCACGUGAGGAAGUUUUAAUGUGCCGUUUGGCAGUUGAGGCAACACUUCGUGUGGUACGUGAGGACAAGAUCACCGGUACAAAGGACAUCGAUAUCAAACGUUAUGCAAAGAUUGAGAAGAUUCCUGGUGGGUCUAUACAAGAUAGCGAGGUGUUGGAUGGCGUCAUGUUCAACAAGGACCACAUUCACUCGAAGAUGCGGCGCCGCAUUGAGAACCCUCGGCUGAUUCUUUUGGACUGCCCAUUGGAAUACAAGAAGCCGGAGACAACGAUUAAUGUCGAGAUCACUAAAGACACAGAUUGGGAGGCCUUGUUGAAGCAAGAGGAGGACUACGUACGCUCGAUCUGCAAUGUAAUUAUAUCCUUCAAGCCUGAUGUGGUGAUCACGGAGAAGGGAGCCUCUGAUCUGGCGGCGCAUUUCUUGUAUAAAGCAGGGAUUACAUGCAUUCGUCGCUUGCGCAAAACAGACAAUAAUCGUAUUGCCAGGGCUACCGGUGCCACCAUUGUUAGCCGUGUGGAGGAGCUAACGAAUGAGCACAUCGGUAAGGCAGGGUUGUUUGAGAUCAAGAAGAUCGGUGAUGAAUACUUUACCUACAUCACAGGGUGCCCUGCGGGGACGGCGUGCAGCAUCGUACUUCGUGGCGCUAGCAAGGAUAUCCUGAACGAAAUCGAACGAAACAUCCACGACGGGAUGUGUGUUGCGCGCAACAUCAUUCUCGAGCCUCGUAUUGUGUACGGGGCCGCCGCUUGCGAGGUCCAGGUCUCCGCGCAGAUGAUGGCGAAGUCCAAGACGAUUGUGGGGGUGGAGCAGGCGGCCUACCAGGCGGUGGCGAUCGCACUCGAGGUGGUGCCGCGCAUUCUCGCCAGCAACUGCGGGGCCAAUGUCAUCCGAACGGUGACGGAUCUUCGCGCGCGGCAUGUGAACCCGGACGGUUGGUUCUGGGGGAUUGAUGGCGUGUCCGGGAAGAUUGUGGAUGUGCGAACGAUUAAAGUGAUUGAGCCCGCGGCAGUCAAGGUGCAGGCUCUGAAAACGUCGAUCGAGGCCGCUGCCAUGAUUUUGCGCGUAGAUGACGUUGUGUCAGGGACUAAACUUCGUCAAGGGCGUGAUGCGGAGGCCCCUAAAGGGAAGGAACAACCUGAUGACGACCCGGAAUCUGCUGCUGCAGUGGCGGCCGAGUAA
Messenger RNA from Phytomonas sp. Hart1, 2355 nucleotides. The record is from the annotation of a GenBank genome assembly. NCBI's taxonomy places the organism in Eukaryota, Euglenozoa, Kinetoplastea, Trypanosomatida, Trypanosomatidae.